This is a messenger RNA of Neocloeon triangulifer, 711 nucleotides long. Its product is annotated as ADP-ribosylation factor-like protein 3. Gene Ontology annotation, cellular component: microtubule cytoskeleton; cytoplasm. Lineage: Eukaryota; Metazoa; Arthropoda; Insecta; Ephemeroptera; Baetidae. The coding region runs from base 68 to 616 and encodes 182 amino acids. Gene Ontology annotation, molecular function: GTPase activity; GTP binding. The record is from RefSeq and is a predicted model, not a curated record. Gene Ontology annotation, biological process: cilium assembly. The transcript is spliced from 3 exons.
CUCUGCAUGACCAGCAGGUGUGGCGUCGUCAAAUAUCAAACAUGAAAAUCGUCUGAUUCUUUCAAGAAUGGGAUUCCUCGCACUGCUGAAGAAGUUCCGAUCCUCACAGGAAAAGGAGCUGCGGAUUUUGCUUUUGGGGCUUGACAACGCGGGCAAGACGACCCUCCUGAAGAAAUUUGCAUCCGAAGACGUGACCCACAUCACGCCCACGCAGGGCUUCAACAUUAAGUCUGUGCAGGCCGAAGGCUACAAACUGAACGUUUGGGACAUUGGCGGACAGAGGAAAAUUAGACCCUAUUGGCGAAACUACUUUGAAAACACAGACGUGCUUAUUUACGUGAUUGACAGUGCCGAUUUACGUCGUCUAGACGAGACGGCGCAUGAAUUGUCUGAGCUACUGACAGAAGAAAAGUUGUCCGGGGUGCCGUUGCUCAUCUAUGCCAACAAACAAGACUUAGACUACGCGGCCUCAGCAUCUAACAUCGCUGAAGACCUGUCGCUGCACACCAUCAAGGACAGGGCGUGGCAGAUCCAGCCAUGCUCAGCCACCUCCGGAGAGGGCGUCAAGGAUGGCAUGGAGUGGGUGUGCACAAACAUCAACCAAAAGAAGAAUUAAUGAAAUGAGCAAGAUGAAAUCCUAUUUUGAGUUUUAUGUGAAAUUGUGUUGUUGCAAAAUAAAAGUAAAAAAGUUUCCACCAUAGAAGCAAUAAA